This is a messenger RNA of Ixodes scapularis (black-legged tick), 762 nucleotides long. RefSeq lists its product as uncharacterized. The record is from RefSeq and is a predicted model, not a curated record. NCBI's taxonomy places the organism in Eukaryota, Metazoa, Arthropoda, Arachnida, Ixodida, Ixodidae. Bases 1 to 762 code for a protein of 253 amino acids. The transcript has a single exon.
AUGGCCAUGACGAACCUCGCUCUAGCACUGGAGAAAAAUGCGGCAGAAGUAAAUUUCACAAUCUAUGCUGACGAUAUUUCUAUCUGGACGGCAACAGGGGAAGCUAAAACACAAGAGGAACUCUUGCAAAAAGGACUUGACAUCACAGUUGGGUUCCUUAAGGAAACCGGGAUGAAGAUCUCGGUUGAAAAGACAAACUAUUUGGUUGUUGCAAGCAAAAAAGCCAGGCAGCAGAACAUCGGUGACACCAUCUGCCUCCAGAUUGAAGGAACGAGUGUCGAGGGAAAGCCCAGCAUAAAAAUUCUUGGACUAACCUUUGAUGAAACCGGAGGCGCUCAUAACUGGGUAAAACAAACGCAAUCUCAUUGGAAACAGGGACUCAGUUUUAUAAAGAGAACGACUAACAAGGCGUGGGGAGCAAACGAGAGUGCCUUGAAGAAUAUGAUACGAGCACUGCUCAUUACCAGAGUCAUGUACGGGUUCAAUUUUCUGCGGCUAAGAAAAACCCAGAUAAGAAAGCUGGAGAUACUUAACCAUUCAGCCAUGAGAGUGGUUACUGGGCUGCCCAAGUACACCAGACUUACGGAUUUAAGAAGCGCCGCUCAGAUGAACUCCCUCGAGGAUAUUGCAAAAGAAAGCGAGGAGAAGUCAACUCGACAGACUCGAAAGAUCACCCGCCGGCCUUAUCAUCCUCCAAAUGCUCGGAAAGACACCACAACAAAGCCUCCACAUCGCAUCACCGAACCCUCCCUGGGAGGAUGA